AUGACCUCAGAGGCCUCAUCGAAUAACCCGGCGUGCGUCGAAUGCAAGCGACGCAAGCAGGGGUGUGACCGCCAUUUCCCCUGUGGCCACUGUGUGAAGCGGAAGGUAGCCCACCUCUGCACCUUCAGGGCAAGCGAUUCCAGAACCCCUAACGACCAGCGUUCAAAUGACAGCCAGUCCAGGUUAGGCCCACAGGUCCGACACUGUUUCUGCGUCUCCGCUGACAAUUCUGCCGCGGUCUCCCCCCUCAGCACGCAUGGGAAGCGCAGGCUCGAGAGUCAAGACGAUGUGGCCCCUCCUAAUGGAGACUCGGAGCAUGAUGAUGCUUCGGAUAUCAACGUUAGCGACGCCCUGAAUUGCCUGGGCUACAUGCCCUUUCAUCACGCCGUGGUGCUGGGUCAGGGCCCUGGACCAAAGACAGGCAGAGAUCUCGUCGAGGAGACCGACGUUGAACAGUCGGAAGAACUGAAGGAAACUCUGCGUUUGAUGCCCAAAAGAGGGCUCAUUGACGUUCUCGUCGAUAACUUCCUGGACGGCGCGAACUAUCAUUACUACGCCCUAUACUCGGAGGCCUUUAGGAACCAGUAUCGUGGUUGGUGCGCCAAAUCGCAGGAUAAGGUGACGCCCGAGCUCACGAGCCUCAUCCUGCGUGUCUGUACCUGCUCCCUCCACCUCAUCAUCGGAGAUCGCGUCAGAGAGCAGUUGGAAGAACUCCAGACCGACGUUCUGACAUACGCGAAUCGGAUGCACGUCUUAGCCCAGAAGCUAAGUGCCAGCAUUGGCCCAGGAAAAGCCGGCCUCGUCCACAUCCAGCAGCCCUUCCUCACGGCUUUCUGGUUCAAGUCGGCUUAG
Molecule: messenger RNA, 852 nt
Organism: Chaetomium strumarium
Lineage: Eukaryota; Fungi; Ascomycota; Sordariomycetes; Sordariales; Chaetomiaceae
Exons: 4
Coding region: 1-852 (283 amino acids)
Biological process (GO): regulation of DNA-templated transcription
Cellular component (GO): nucleus
Molecular function (GO): zinc ion binding; DNA-binding transcription factor activity, RNA polymerase II-specific
Source: RefSeq, a predicted model, not a curated record